AUGGGUAUCGCACGGCCGUGCAGGAGAGGUUCUUCUCUCGUCGUCCUCACGUUUCUCGCAUGCGUUCUGUCCCUCGCCAUCGCCAUCGCCGCGUCGCAGUCGUUACCAAGCAACAGCUUCGCAACGCGCUACGAGCAGGCGUUGACCGAAACCCUACAGCUGAGCCCCCAACUCAAGGAGAUCUACAGCGCAGCGAGGCUCAGGGACGCGGUGCCUGACGUUGACGAUGAAGAAAGCGACGUCAUUGGCGAAGAAAACGGCUCUCGUCGCCAACUGAAAGACGCGCCGAAGAAGCAGUUCGGGUUGAAUCCCCCGCCGCUCAACUCAGGACCGAGCAUGGCUGACGUCAACAACACGUUUUUCCGUUUUGAUUCCGUCACGCCGAACGCGGUGGUGGACUGGCGCCAGACGAUGUACAUCUCACCCAUCCAACGGCAGUACCUGGUAAUGGCUGCCGCCGCAUUUCUCAAUGGCCGUCCACCAGAGGCGGAAGGUGGUGGUGACCACCUUCUUGCUCGACACACCACUCUUCUUUUUAGACGCAUAUUCAUGUCACCGAGUCAUCGUGUCGCAGCUUGCUCUAGUAGCUUCACCAACGCAUCACGCCGCUCUAUGUCUCAACUCACAUCUUUUCCUCGCCGCCUCUCUUUCUCAUGUCGCGUUCUUCCUCCCCUUUCCCCUCUCCCCCCUUCCCCGCCGCAGAUCACGGGGUGGGAACUGGUGCCGCCGUACAGCGCGCAGGCGCUGAUGAAGGCGGUCAGCAUGCAGCCCGUCGUCGCUUUCCUAAGCGGCUCCGCGCAGGACUUCCAGCAGUACAGCUCGCGCGGGCAGCUGAAAAUUUACGACGGGCUGUGCACGACGGACAUCAACCACGCGGUGCUGGUGGUGGGGUAUAACUACACGGGUUCGAGUCUCGCGGGCAGCUAUUGGAUCCUCAAGAACACGUGGUUCAACACGUGGGGCGACGGCGGCUACAUGUACCUCGCCAUGUCGCCCGACGUGCGCGGGAAAUGCGGCAUCCACGCGUACGUGGCAUUUCGUGUUUUCAAUCAGCCGAUUUUCGACGGCAUCGCCUUUUCCAUCCCCGCCAUGUACCCGGUGUACUACCCGAGCGGGCCGCAGCCCGUCAAGAUGAACAACGGUCCCAUUUCGCGCGCGGACGACGGCAACGACGGCCGCUGGUGGACGCGCGCGUAUACCGCCGCGGCGGACGCGUGCUCCGGGAUCAACCCGUGCGGCGCGGGGCGCUGCUACACGCGCGCGGGCAUGGCGCGGUGCGACUGCAGCGCGCUGGCGGGGAUGGUGGAGGUGACGGGCGUGCCCACCAGCAAGUGCGUUCCGCGCAACCCCUGCUCCAGCCGCGGCCAGUACAACCCGUGCGGCAGCGGCACGUGUGUGAACCCCGGCGACGGCACCUACUCGUGCCAGUGCCCCACUGGCUACGCCAUAGGAGCAGCAUCAGACGGCACGCAGACGUGUGUGGGAGUGGCGGGCGGCCCAGCCUCGUUCCUCGCCUACCCCACCGUGCCCGGUGACUCCUGCUCCUCCGUUGCUGCCGCCUUCGGCCUCACCACUGCCGGUCUCACCGCUCUCAACCCCUUCCUAAACUGCUCCCUCGCCUACCUCCCCCCAACGCUCAUCCUCACCGUCGCAAACGCCUCCUCCACCUCGAUAUCCCCCUCUGCACCACUCUGCACCGCAACGUACACCGUGCAACCCAACGACACCUGCACGACCCUCGCCAACACCUUCUUCGCGGGGAGCCUGUCGGCGCUGCGUGCUGCCAACCCGCUCACAUGCACCACCUCACGCUUCUUCCUCUACCCCUCACAGGUCAUCUGCACGGCCACCAGCGCCCUCUCCUCGCUGGCAGCCGUGCCCAUCCCCCAGUGCGGGCAGACAUACACCACAGUGGCGGGCGACACGUGCUCCUCAGUGGCGACCAAGUUCGCCAUCAGCCUGGGCGCCUUCAUGGGGCUCAACAGCGCGCUCUCGUGCGCCACUGCCCUCCCCGUGGGGUUGUAUGUCUGCGUCGCCCCCAAGAGCACCCAGUUUCUUUCUGCAGGGCUGCUGUCUCACAGCCUCGCCCGAUCUCGCUUCUCCCUCUCUCUCCUCCCAUCCCGCCCGCAGACGGCAGUGAACUGCACGGCAUGGUACGCGGUGCUGCAGGGAGACAACUGCCCCAACAUCUGGAAUGCCGCCAACCUCACCGAGUCCACCUUCCUCGCCAUCAACCCCGGCAUCCGGGUGAGCCCUAGCAACCCCGACAUUCGGUGCCAAGCGCCCUACCUCCAAGUGGGCCAGAAGGUCUGCAUCAACUCCCCACUCCUCGCAUCGCUCCUCACCGCAUCCAGCACCUCGUUCUCGCUCUACACCGUGCAGCCCAACGACUCCCUCGCCCUCAUCUCCUCCAGGUUCAUCACGCGCUGCACCUCCUCCUCCAUCUCCCCCGCCGCCAUUGCCGCAGCAAACAACAUCCUGGAAACCUCCCCUCUGGUAGCCAACACCCAGCUCAUCAUCCCGUGCGACGCGCGCGUGGGGAUUCUCGACUGCGGCUGUGCGCAGUCCCUCCCGGUGUGCGGGGCAGACUACGUCACGUACCCGUCCUACUGCGACGCGCUCUGCAACUACGCGCUGCCGGUCAUUCAGGACGGCGUCUGCUCCGGCUGCAACGCCGCCUGCACCGGGCGCACCGGCCUCGCCCCCGCCGCGGGGUAUGGCUGUACGUGGAGCACAUGCCCCUACCCCAACUGGAAGCCGCUGGACAGCGACUGCACCGUGCUGCAGGGCGACUUGCCGGGGAAAUGCUGUGCGGUGGAGCAGACUGUCUGUGAGAACGUGUGCCGCGCGACAAGGGACACGCUGGGCGGCACGACGACGCAGAUGCAGGCGAACUACGACUCGUGCUACAGCCAGUGCAUGUGCUGCUCCAGAGUGCCCAACGUCUUCUCCCAACCCACCACGCUACAAGGCCUUACGCGCACAUAUCGGCAGUUCCCCCUCACAAACACCCGACCUUCCACUGGUUUCGGCGCGCGCACACAGCAUGGCGCACGGGGUCCACGCGCAAGCUUCACGCAAGCCGUGGAGUCAGUGCGCGCAACGGGGCCGAGCGCGGGGGUUGCGGCGCGCACGGAGUGGGAGCUAAACGUUCGGCGGCGAGCGCCGCUGGCGGAGCGAUAUGGCGUGCGCGUGGAGAGGGACGUUUCCGCCGACAGAAUCGAGGAGCUUGGGGCGGAGAGGUGGCAGCGGUGGUGGACGCCCGGGCCAUGUGCCUACCGGUGGGACUGGCGGGUAGAGGAGCAGGUGCUGGUGACACGUGGCACUCUCAGAGUCACUCCUGAUGAGUGUGAGGAGAGCAUGGAGUUUGCAGCAGGUGACUUGGUAUGCUUCCCACGGUGGUUCUUUGCUGAGCUCGAGUUCAGUGCCGACUAUGAGCAACGGUACAGAUUUGUGGCGUAUGGGGACAACUGCUAA
Closterium sp. NIES-65 is the source of this 3477-nucleotide messenger RNA. NCBI's taxonomy places the organism in Eukaryota, Viridiplantae, Streptophyta, Zygnematophyceae, Desmidiales, Closteriaceae. The record is from the annotation of a GenBank genome assembly.